AUGCUUUAUACAUACAAAGACGCAACUCUGAAAAAAGAAGUUUGUGAAUUCGAGAUGGGAGGACCCGAAGGCAUCAUUGAAUCUCAGCAGAUCACCAAAGACGGCAGAGCCUUGCAGACGGAGGCGGUGGACUGCAAAUGGUACAUCCGUGCGCCUCCUCGAUCCAAGAUCUAUUUGCGUUUCCUCGACUAUGAGAUGCAGAAUUCGAACGAGUGCAAGCGUAAUUAUGUGGCGGUGUAUGAUGGCAGCAGCUCGGUGGAGGACCUAAGGAAUAAGUUCUGCAGCACAGUGGCCAAUGAUGUGAUGCUGGUGUCUGCGCUGGGUGUGAUCCGCAUGUGGGCUGAUGAGGGCAGCAGAAAGAGCCGCUUCAGGAUACUCUUCACCACCUUUCAAGAGCCUCCCUGUGAGGCAGACACUUUCUUUUGCCACAGUAACAUGUGUAUCAACAACACGCUAGUGUGCAACGGAGUACAGAACUGCGUCUACCCUUGGGAUGAGAAUCAUUGCAAAGAAAAGCGGAAAGCAAACAUUCUGGACAACCUCAACAACACCAAUGGCACCAUCAUCGGUGUCACAUGCUGCAUCGUCCUGAUCCUACUAAUCGUAUCGGUGAUUGUUCAAAUCAAGCAACCACGGAAAAAAUACAUCCUAAGGCGAGAAGACUUUGACCCCACCAUGUUCCAGGAGGUGUUUCAGGAGCCACCCCAUUACGAGCUGUGUACCCUACGCAGCGCCGCCGCCACAUCUGCAGACCUGGCCGAGCUGGCAGAGGAUUUCGAGAGCUACCACAAACUCAGGCGCGCAUCUUCACGCUGCGUCCAUGAGCAUCAUUGCGGCUCCUCACAGAUCUCCAGCAACAAGGGAAGUCGCACCAACCUGAGUGCACGUGAGGCGGCAGCGGCGGCCAUCUUGACUGACCUGCCACCUCAACCCAUGCGGCCGCUUCAUCCCCAAACCAACCGCAGGAACAUUCUGGUCAUGAGACACACUUACUCCCAAGAUGCCGCUGAUGCCUGUGAACUGGACGACGAGCUGGAGGAAGUGCCCACCACUAGCCACAGACUGUCCAGACAUGAGAAAGCAGUGCAGCGGUUCUGCCUCAUUGGGUCUCUAAACAAACAUGAAUCUGAGUACAACACAACUAGGGUGUAACAGACAAUCUGAAGACAAAAUGUCAUCUGACGUGGAAGGCACAAAGGCUUUUCCAUCAUUUCCUCCACCUCUCGUGACUGGCAUCUUGUGGAAACGGCCUCAAAGAACUAGAAGAGGUUUGACAUUGUGACAUUUUUGUCAAUUUUUAGUAUUUGUCAAGGAAUAUCUUGACACCGAUUCAUGUUCAGAAGGUAUCAGAUACUGUGAACCUCUUGGAGACUACAACAUUUUUUUCAGAUUCUGGACUGAAACUGAAUAUACAAACUGAUGUACAUUUUUCAUUCAGUGGAAUAUGAACAUGUUUUUGUUUCCUCUGAUUUGAUGAUUGUAAUGCUCAGAUUAUUUUUCAAUACAAUCUGUAAUGUCCUGAGUAGGUACAGUACAUAACGUUUUUACUUUGCAAGAAACAUAGAUCAAGACCUUUAAAACACAACCAUGCAGUCUAAUACUUGAACCAACGGAUAAACUAGUUUCAAAUUCUCUGGGUGAUUUUACUGUGACUCUUGCCUGGUUAGACGUCUCUGACUAGCAUCUCUCACAAGAAAUGUUCUCAUAAUGUGCAGCAUUAAGGUCAGUUAUGGUCAUGUCUAUGCAUACAGUAAAAUAUGAGUGUUCCGAGCAACUUUAUAGAUAUAGUAAAUUGGAUCAACUUAAAGACAAGCACAUAUCAGAAUAUUUCCCUUCUACAAUUACGAUUUGAGAAACCUAUCAAUUGAUUAAGUAUUUAGUUGAUAUAUUUCAAUGAUGCUGACUGAAUAUUUUAAAUAAAGUGAAACAAACCUA
Molecule: messenger RNA, 1935 nt
Organism: Danio aesculapii
Lineage: Eukaryota; Metazoa; Chordata; Actinopteri; Cypriniformes; Danionidae
Product: neuropilin and tolloid-like protein 1
Exons: 8
Coding region: 1-1152 (383 amino acids)
Molecular function (GO): protein binding
Source: RefSeq, a predicted model, not a curated record